Brassica oleracea var. oleracea is the source of this 1332-nucleotide messenger RNA. RefSeq names its product tRNA 2'-phosphotransferase 1. Lineage: Eukaryota; Viridiplantae; Streptophyta; Magnoliopsida; Brassicales; Brassicaceae. The transcript is spliced from 9 exons. The record is from RefSeq and is a predicted model, not a curated record. Gene Ontology annotation, biological process: tRNA splicing, via endonucleolytic cleavage and ligation. Gene Ontology annotation, molecular function: tRNA 2'-phosphotransferase activity. Bases 144 to 1163 code for a protein of 339 amino acids.
CAAAACCUUUCUUCUUUCUCUAAUUUAAUUAUUCGAACAGUUUUCCUUUGUAAAGUUUCGUAAUUUGAGUUUGGUUAGGUGAGUUGAAAGAUCAAAAACUAAAACUUUGAUCUUUCACAUUUUCGUCGAUUGCUUUCAAUAGGAUGGCACAAGCUAGCAGAAUCUGCCACGGCGUGCAGAACCCAUGUGUUGUGCUUCAAUCCAUCAGAGAAAUCUCGGGUCUCAUCAAGCUACCCGGAUCCAAGUCUCUCUCCAAUCGGAUCCUACUUCUUGCCGCUCUAUCUCAGCCUCAGGUGCAGUUUUCUCUUGUAGUGAUGGGCUGGGCUGGGCUGCCAAACAAAAGGCCUGGGUAUGACACAGGUCGGCUUCUUCGUCUUCCAACUUUGAGCAUCUUCCCCAAAUUUUCACCUCUUUCUGCUCUCAUGGAUGCAUCGAAUCUCGGUUUGGGAAGAGGAAACGAGAGAGAUAAUGAUCGUCGGAGGCCUCAGGGUCGUGGCGGCGGCGGUGGUGGCAGAGGAGGAGGAGGAGGAGGAGGAGAUAGAAUCGAUGCUCUUGGAAGACUCUUGACGAGAAUCUUGAGACACAUGGCUAGUGAGCUGAGACUGAACAUGAGAGGUGAUGGUUUUGUUAAAGCUGGAGACUUGCUUAGCCUGAAUCUGAAAACGUCUGCAAACGUUCAGUUGAAGUCUCACACCAUUGAUGAGAUUAGAGAGGCAGUGAGAAGGGACAAUAAGCAACGGUUUAGCCUCGUUGAAGAGAACGGAGAGCUCUUGAUUCGCGCUAACCAAGGCCACUCCAUCACGACGGUUGAGUCCGAGAAGUUACUUAAACCAAUAUUGUCACCUGAAGAAGCUCCAGUGUGUGUGCAUGGAACAUAUCGGAAGAAUUUGGAAUCCAUCUUAGCAUCUGGCUUAAAGCGUAUGAAUAGACUCCAUGUUCACUUUUCUUGUGGCUUGCCAACAGAUGGUGAAGUGAUAAGUGGCAUGAGAAGAGAUGUUAAUCUCUUGAUCUUUCUCGACAUCAAGAAAGCUCUUGAAGAUGGGAUUGCAUUCUACAUUUCAGACAACAAGGUGAUUUUGACUGAAGGUGUUGAUGGUGUAGUGCCUGUUGAUUACUUCCAAAAGAUUGAGUCUUGGCCUAGUCGGCAACCAAUUCCUUUCUGAUUCCUUGUUUAUACAAUACGUUCAUUGAAUUUUUUUAUUGGACCACAUUUGUGACUUAUCAGAUAUACAAAUGUUACCACCUUAGUAUUUAAUAACCUAUGUUGUCCAUGUGGUCUGGAAACAAACGUUUGCAGAAACAAUGCAUUUAAUCAUUCACAUUUAUUGUCUG